Molecule: messenger RNA, 258 nt
Organism: Rotaria sordida
Lineage: Eukaryota; Metazoa; Rotifera; Eurotatoria; Philodinida; Philodinidae
Source: the annotation of a GenBank genome assembly
AUGUCUAAAGCAUUUAGUCAAUCAUCUCCAGUAUAUUCAAAUGCUAGUAUGACUAAUCGUCCAACAUCGCAUCCAACAAAUGCAUCAUCAAUGCCAACACCAAUGGGAACGGGAAUGAAUAAUCAAGGAAAUCCAUCAUAUUCAUGUCCAUAUGGAUAUCUACAAACACAAAUUCCUCAAGAUAUUUAUCGAGAUUCUAUUCAAACAGCUGUUUUAGAUAGAGUUCGAAAUCGUUUAGAUGAAAUAACACAAAUAUAA